This is a messenger RNA of Trifolium pratense (red clover), 1713 nucleotides long. RefSeq names its product endo-1,4-beta-xylanase 5-like. The coding region runs from base 1 to 1713 and encodes 570 amino acids. Gene Ontology annotation, biological process: carbohydrate metabolic process. Gene Ontology annotation, molecular function: hydrolase activity, hydrolyzing O-glycosyl compounds. Lineage: Eukaryota; Viridiplantae; Streptophyta; Magnoliopsida; Fabales; Fabaceae. The transcript has 7 exons. The record is from RefSeq and is a predicted model, not a curated record.
AUGAAUAUUGUCCUUCUGCUAUGUGUCAUCAUUCUCGCAGAUUUUAAAGUUGAAGCAUUAUCAUAUGAUUAUAGUGCCAGUAUUGAAUGUUUGGCACAACCACAGAAGCCUCUAUAUAAUGGAGGAAUCAUUCAAAACCCAGAACUGAAUGAUGGAUUAAAAGGUUGGACAACAUUUGGGGAUGCAAAAAUAGAGCAUAGAGAAUCAUUAGGCAACAAAUAUGUGGUAGCUCAUAGCAGAAAUCAAUCACAUGAUAGUGUCUCUCAAAAGAUUCACCUACAAAAGGGAUUGCAUUAUUCUUUAUCUGCUUGGAUACAAGUCAGUGAGGCAGAUGUUCUUGUAACAACAAUGGUCAAAACAACCAAAGAAUAUAAAUUUGGUGGUGCAAUUUAUGCUGAGCCUAAUUGUUGGUCUAUGCUUAAGGGUGGUUUCACAGCAGAUACAACAGAAGUAGCUGACCUCUAUUUUCAGAGCAACACUACUUCUGCGGAAAUUUGGAUCGACAAUAUUUCCUUGCAACCAUUCACAGAAAAGGAAUGGAGUUCUCAUCAAGAACAAAGUAUUGAAAAGGCUCGCAAGAGGAAAGUAGUAGUCCAAGCAGUUGAUAAACAAGGACAACCUUUACAAAAUGCAAGUGUAAAUGUUACAAUGAAUAGAUUGGGGUUUCCAUUUGGAAGUGCCAUAAACAAAAACAUUCUGACAAACAGCGCAUAUCAUUAUUGGUUUGCACCUAGGUUCACAGUUACAUCAUUUGAAGAUGAAAUGAAGUGGUACACAAACGAAUAUGCACCAGGCAAGGAGAACUACUUUGAAGCCGACCAAAUGCUACGGUAUGCAAAGAAACACGGCAUUUUUGUUCGAGGCCACAACAUAUUUUGGGAUGAUCCUCGUUACCAACCUAAUUGGGUUUCUUCACUUUCACCGAGCCAGCUUAACGCUGCGGUCCAAAGGAGAAUGAAUUCCAUUGUGCAAAGAUACAAGGGUCAACUUAUUGGUUGGGAUGUUGUUAAUGAAAAUCUACAUUUCUCAUUCUUUGAAAGUAAACUUGGACAAGAUUUUUCAACAAGGAUGUAUAAUCAAGUUCACAACAUUGAUCCACAAACUACAUUGUUCUUGAAUGAAUAUAAUACCAUUGAGGAAAGUAGAGAUGGUUUAUCAAGCCCAUCAAGGUAUAUCCAGAAGAUAAGACAAAUCCAAAGUUCGAAUAGACAAUUGCCUCUUGCGAUUGGACUUGAGUCUCAUUUUCCUAGUAGUCCUCCUAACUUGCCUUACAUGAGAGCUUCCCUUGAUAUCCUUCGUUCCGCUGGUUUUCCAAUAUGGAUUACUGAGUUAGACGUCGGAAGCCAACCUAAUCAAGCAGGGUACUUUGAGCAGGUUCUUAGAGAGUUACAUUCUCACCCAGGUAUUCGAGGAAUUGUAUUGUGGACUGCGUGGAAACCGAGCGGUUGUUAUAGGAUGUGUUUGACAGAUAACAACUUCAGGAAUUUGCCUACAGGUGAUGUUGUGGACAAACUGCUUAAAGAGUGGGGGAAAACAACAAUAUCAGCAAUGACAAACGAAAAUGGAUUCCUCGAGACCUCCCUUUUUCAUGGAGACUAUGAAGUGGAAAUUAGUCAUCCUGUAAAGAAGAAUCAUACUUUCAGUCAUAAGAUACAAGUUCUUUCGGAAGAUGAGUCAGGGGAAACAAGACAAUUUAUAAAACUUUCUGUUUAG